Molecule: messenger RNA, 919 nt
Organism: Leptinotarsa decemlineata (Colorado potato beetle)
Lineage: Eukaryota; Metazoa; Arthropoda; Insecta; Coleoptera; Chrysomelidae
Gene: Tsf2
Product: Transferrin 2
Biological process (GO): iron ion transport
Cellular component (GO): early endosome; extracellular region; recycling endosome
Source: RefSeq, a predicted model, not a curated record
UGUUGUUUGUGUUAGUAUAGGGAAAGUAAUUUUAUCUUUUACUAAUGUUUAUGUUUUUUAUUUAAAAAUGUAUUUAAUUUCUACUGAUAAACUAUGUUUAUCUUUUUAUAUUUUAUUUGUGAUCAACUCAGCUCUGAUAAGAGGGCAAAGUUUUUGGAAAAUUGUUCCCUCUAAGGAUGGUACUGUUGAAGAUGUAAAAGAUAAACUCACUUGGUGCACCAUUAGUCCAGAAGAACAACUGAAGUGCCAAAAUUUUUCUGAGGCUAAUGAUUGGGAUAGAAUUAGAGUUGCAUCCAAAACCAUCAAAAUCGAAUGUCAUCAGGCAGCAAACAAAGAUGAAUGCAUGCAGCUACUGGACGAGGAAAUAGCUACAGUCACUACACUUGAUGCAGGAGCUAUAUUUGUUGGAGGGCGAUAUCAUAGUUUAGUUCCAAUUGCCCAAGAGAUUCUGGAAGGGGGUCAUACUUACUAUUAUGCUGUAGCUGUGGUCAAAAAAGGAACAUUUGAUUAUAUAUCAUCUUUACAUCAAUUACGUGGUAGGAAAGCCUGUUUUGCAGGUGUACAGACCUUUGCUGGCUGGGUUUUGCCUAUAAAUACAUUAAUGAAAGAAGGUGGAAUGGAAAUCAUCGACUGUAACAAUCAUGUAAAAUCAGCUACAAACUACUUCGGCCCUUCUUGUGCCGUAAACUGCUUAACAGAUCAGUAUAAUCCAAUAGGAGACAACUCUGAUAAACUGUGUCAGUUGUGUAUUGGAGCAAUUCCAGGAGGUCGCUGCACAGAUUCAGAUCCAUAUGCAGGUUAUGAAGGAGCAUUUCGAUGUCUACUUGAAGCUGGUGAGAUAGCUUUUCUCAAACACAAUACCGUUCCAGAACUUUUAGCAGCAAUGGAGUAUGGUAGGUAUUGAGAAAAACAUUUUUCU